AUGGCUACAUUUUGGGUCUAUGAUUAUGCAUGUUCACUUCAUGAAGAGUGGACAUUUUUGCUUCAAUCGCACUGGAGCAAGGUAAAAGGCUUGUAUAUCGCCACACGAUACCUCCCCUUUAUUAUUCUCACUACGAGUCUAUAUCUGGGCUUUACCCCGGGUGGGAAUCCAGGCAAAUGCCGAGUGUUUUACAAUAUUAACACGGGUUUUUUCAUCAUCAGAACAUAUGUGCUCUGGAACAAUAAUAGAAUCUUACUAACAACCAUGCUGUCCAUCUUUUUCAUGCGACUAGCGCGAUCCCGAGCAUCACAGGGUGCUACCAGAGCUCAACUAGUUUCCAGCUCUUCAUACCAUUUCUUCUCCUUUUCGCGUUCGAACUGGGUGGGUAACCAGGAGCACAUGUGUAGCUGGCGGAUAAGCCCAACCCGUCUGUACGUUGCCCUGGUGAAACAUAACAUAUUCUAUUAUAUUUGUGGUUUUUUGUUCUCGGUGAUGAAUAUAUUCGCAUCGAUGCUCCUCCAUUUCGUGAUCCUCGCAGUCCUCGCCACGCGCAUGCACCUCCAUCUCUGGCAGAUCAGCCAACGUGCGCACGGCUCUGGCGCCCUUGUGUAUAUUCCAAUGUCCGACUUGUCAUCUGUCAAUUCUACGGCGUGA
Suillus subaureus is the source of this 654-nucleotide messenger RNA. RefSeq lists its product as uncharacterized. Bases 1 to 654 code for a protein of 217 amino acids. The transcript has 10 exons. The record is from RefSeq and is a predicted model, not a curated record. NCBI's taxonomy places the organism in Eukaryota, Fungi, Basidiomycota, Agaricomycetes, Boletales, Suillaceae.